CCCCAGCCCAACCCGAACGCCACGCCCAAACCCAAAGCCAAGUCGCACUCCUCCUCCUCCUAUCCUCUUCCUCGCCGAGGCGGCGACCGGCCAGCGCCGCCACCGCCACCGCCCGCGCAUCUCCGUUCAAUUCGGUGACUCGCUACGCUCCCCCUGCGUUCUUCUGGCAAAUUCAGUAGGCGAAUUUGGGGCUGAGGAAAGAGGAGGAACGACUUUUCGCUGGUGGCCUGAAAUUCAGGACAAGAUGCACUUCCUUGCAUCAUUUCACGGCCCUGCAGGUUUUGAGCUUUUGUCUGUUUCGCUGGGAUGGAUGCCAAGAAGUUCCUGCAGAUGGUCGAAGACAAGAAGAAGAGACUCCUCGAGAAGAAGGAAGCCCCUCUGAAAUGGCAGCAGAAACUGGAAGCAGCAAUCAAGGCCACUGAAGAAAAGGAGAAGAAGCUCAAGUCGAAAAAGCACAGGAGACGAAGCUAUUCUUCCUCAGAAUCUGACAGUGAAUCCGAGAGCGACAGUGAUCGGAAACACAGGAAGAGGAAGGACCGCAAAAGGCACAAAAGACAUGGCCAUUCUGACUCUGAUGGUGCCAGGAGGCGCAAGCACAGGUCAAAGAGGAGGAGCUCGGGCUCUAGCGACGAGAGCGACAGUGAUGAAUAUGAUGGCGAAUCUGAAGAAGAGCGCCGAAGGAAGAAGCACUCGCACAGGAGGAAGCAUCGCCGACACUCUUCAAGGUCAGAGUCUGACGCCUCAGAUUACAACAGCGAUGAUGAUGAGCGAAGGUCAACCAGGAAGGACCAUUCUAGGAGCCGGAGGCGUCGCCACCGGUCCUCAGACGAUGAAUCUGAGGAGAAGAUCAGGUCGAGGCAUAGGAAGCGUCAUCACAGAUCAAGUGACGAGGACAAGCCGUCAGAUUCUGACAACCAUAAGCGCCACAGGAGCCGCUCUAUGUCCUUGGAUGAUGGUGCUGCUGGUGAGCCAGACAAGAUGAAUGAUGGCAAGGGGUCUCACAAAAGCCGGCACCACCGCCGCCACCACCAUCACCAUCAUGAUCAUCGUGCGAACUCUGCUGAACCCAGUGACGGGAAGCAACUCGUGUAAGUUGUUAAAAUGCCUCAGAACCUGAUUGGCAUUUUCACUGGACUCUGUGACGUCCAUGUUUGCUUGCCCCAGUUGGCUAGUUGCUGAAUGGAAGCGAUGUAUCUUUCAUAAUGUUACUGUCUCCGGCUCUGGUGCGGAUUCUGAAGCCUUUACUUGUUCUACUGAAACGUUUGGCGACACUAGAUGUUAUUUCCAGCGUUUCCUCUGUUGA
Triticum dicoccoides is the source of this 1303-nucleotide messenger RNA. Its product is annotated as G patch domain-containing protein TGH homolog. The record is from RefSeq and is a predicted model, not a curated record. Bases 307 to 1092 code for a protein of 261 amino acids. The transcript has 3 exons. NCBI's taxonomy places the organism in Eukaryota, Viridiplantae, Streptophyta, Magnoliopsida, Poales, Poaceae.